Molecule: messenger RNA, 1661 nt
Organism: Arvicola amphibius (Eurasian water vole)
Lineage: Eukaryota; Metazoa; Chordata; Mammalia; Rodentia; Cricetidae
Gene: Matcap1
Product: KIAA0895 like
Exons: 7
Coding region: 178-1584 (468 amino acids)
Source: RefSeq, a predicted model, not a curated record
CUUCGUGUGAGCGUGCGCGCGCCCGAGUGCGUGCGUCUUUGGCGCCGGCUCCCAGAGUCUCGGAGGCUCGCGAUCGGCUUUGAAGAGCAGGACUUGCGGACAGCAAAAGAGGCGCGAGCAGAGGUCAACAGUGUGGGAAUUUGGAACAACUGAGCUGGAUGAAACCCUCAGGACAGAAUGGUGCUGGAUUCAGGGGCUCAGGUGUAUGAGCAGGCGCCCCCCAGCCCACCUGCCAGUCCCCCAUCUCAGCGCCCUAGGUUGAAGCCCUCAAAUCGAAAUGGGCCACCCCUGUACCCCUGGCCGCAGUCCCUGUCUAUGCCUUUGGCUUUGGCGGUUCCCUCAGCACUACAGUCCCAGCCUAUGUGGCAGACCUUUUCAAAGCUGCAGUUGGGACAGCGCAGCCACAUGCGUCGCAGUGAGAGCACCUACAGUGUAAAUAGCACUGGCCAGCGGGGGCGAGGCAAAGCUCCGCUGGGACGGGGAUGCGAUCCAGGUGGAGGGACCCUACGGCCUGCAGCCUCCUUGCCUCACAUUGCUAAGACUCGAAAGGAUGUGGGCAAUGGUAGCAACAAGAGCCCCUGCAUGUUAGUGGCCCUGCGGCCAACCAACAUGGACCAGGAACGGGAGAAAUUCUUCCAGUCCCAUUACACGUACAAUCCACAGUUCGAGUACCAGGAACCGAUGCCAAUGAGUGUGCUGGAGAAGUACCAGGAGGCCUCUGGACAGUUCAUCCAUCAGGCAGUCGGCAUCAUUGAGGCGGUCCUGGAGAAGUUUGGCACCUAUGAACACUUUGAGGCUGCCACAGGGGGCCAGCUGCUGACCAAGUGCCAAAUUUGGUCCAUUGUGCGAAAGUACAUGCAAAAGGAGGGCUGCGUUGGGGAGGUUGUGGUGCACCUGAGCGAGGACCUGUUGUCCCAGGCAGUCAUGAUGGUGGAGAACAGCCGACCCACACUGGCUAUCAACUUGACCGGAGCCCGCCAGUAUUGGCUGGAGGGCAUGCUGCGGCACGAGAUAGGCACCCAUUACCUGCGCGGUGUGAACAAUGCACGGCAACCGUGGCACAGCACCGAAGGCAGACUGCAGUACGGGCUGCGGCCAGCUAACCCCACGGAAGAGGGCCUGGCCAGCCUGCACAGUGUGCUGUUCCGAAAGCAGCCGUUCCUGUGGCGAGCGGCCCUACUCUACUACACCAUUCACCGGGCUGCGCACAUGUCCUUCCGCCAGCUCUUCCAGGAUCUGGCGCAGUACGUGCAGGACGAGGCAGUACGUUGGGAGUACUGCGUCCGGGCCAAGAGAGGACAGAUGGAUACCUCCCAGCCAGGCUGCUUCAGCAAGGACCAAGUGUACCUGGAUGGCAUUGUGCGCAUCCUGCGGCACCGUCAGACCAUCGAUUUCCCACUGCUGACCUCGCUGGGCAAGGUCUCCUAUGAAGAUGUGGACCAACUGAAGCCCCAUGGAAUACUAGAUAACACCCGAGUACCCCACUUUAUGAAGGACUUGGCACGCUACCGGCAGCAGCUGGAGCACAUCAUGGCUACCAACCGUCUGGAUGAAGAGGAGCUGGGCCGCCUGCUGCCUGACUGAUGUUGGUUAAGGGUCACAGACAGAAGAUCUUGACGGAGGUCUCAGAUCAAGAAUAUGAAGCUCUUUAUGGUUCCAUA